Molecule: messenger RNA, 4249 nt
Organism: Gopherus evgoodei (Goodes thornscrub tortoise)
Lineage: Eukaryota; Metazoa; Chordata; Testudines; Testudinidae
Gene: STMP1
Product: short transmembrane mitochondrial protein 1
Exons: 3
Coding region: 97-246 (49 amino acids)
Source: RefSeq, a predicted model, not a curated record
AGACAGCAGCAGGGAGGAUGGGACCCGGAAGAGAAGCUGCCGCUAGGGUGAGUUACUUCCCCGCCCCCCGGAGGAGAGAGGCAGCCUGGUUACACCAUGUUUCAGUUUCUGCUUGGUUUUGCUCUUGGCAAUGUGGUUGGGAUGUAUCUGGCGCAGAAUUAUGAUAUUCCUGACCUUGCAAAGAAACUUGAAGAUUUUAAAAGAGAUGUGGAAGCUAAGAAGAAACCUCCCAGUGACAAAUCGUAAGCCACUGAUGUUGACCGGAUCAUCUCCACACAAAUUUCAAGGAUGUAAUUCCCCUUCAAGCGACAAGUUCCAAGUAGAAUUCAGGCUUUGGGGGAUUUCCUCCACUUCCAGUCUCCCAGAACCUGGCUGUCCUUAAGCUGAAGUGCAAUCAUGAAUGUGCAGUGAGACCUAACAUCAGGAGUUUCAGGAAACCUGACUCAGAGCUGUUGUGAUUAGAAAAGAAAGUUUGGAUUUUCUUGCAAUUACCUAAUAUUUAUAAUCCAUUUUUAUAUGGCUCAACUGAAGAUCACUGCAAAUCCUACAAUUAUCCCUACCUGAUGCUUUAUUAUAAUUCUUAAAAUGCCUCAAAAGAAAUUAAAACAAAUGUAUCCGGAAGUCACUUCUGAAGACUUCUUUUAUUCUGAUUUAUAUUACGUCAUUGUCCUUUCUGUAAUCCUCCUGUGUGGGACUGAAUCAUGGAUAAUUUCAGUCCCUGUGCUGGAGAUGGAAUGAGAGCUUUGAGUGUCCAGUGAAUCUACAUGAAUAGUUGUCUGUUUCCACUGUUUGUGUAUUAUCUUGUUUUUGGCAGUGUUUUUCUUUGCACAAAGUGAGCAAAAACAUGAUUGACUCAAAAGGAUGUAAAGGGAUACCAGUUUCAACCUACAUUUUACCUUCACUGGUUUUUCUUUCUCUGCUCUGUUCCAUUGCCUCACCCCAUUUCAUUUUCACUCCUUCCCCUCCCCUUGGUCAUUUUGGAACAUGUACCUUAAGCUGGGGAUGAUGAAUCAGCAGUUGACUCAAAUUCACUUAGUCAUCUUCUAAAGAUGAUUAAAUGUUCAGCUCUUCUGCACCCUCUCCUUACUGCCCCAAGCAGCGCUUUUCCCCAGAUGAAGCAUUAGCAUACUGAAUGUAGUAUUUGACACACCCUACCAGGCCCUCAACCCCUGCUUUUCUUUUUGCAGUUGGACAAUAAUUUUAGUAUGUGUACAAGUUCAUCUUACCACCUCACUGAGCAUGCUCUGGCACUACUUAGCCUAGCAUGUUCCCCUUUACCUUUCUUGGCUACAAUAUAUUAAAUGGAAGUACAAACCCUUAAGUAUGAGGCAUUGAUCCAUGAUGUUACAAGUACUACACUCUUUGGCCUGAACUGUAAACACCCUAUCAGACAAAAAUAGAUGUAUGUUUAUUAGUUUAGUUUACUGUUCUCCACUAAAAAAGCACCCAUCCUUUGCAUUUCACACAUGUUUUUAGAAGUACAUGUAUAAAGAAACAGACCCAUCAAGUACCCCUGAUCAGUAAUCCUGCAACAACUUUUAUAUAACUACACAACACCUGUAUAAUGUGAGGGGGUGGAAUUAUCUCCAUUUUACAGAUGGCAAACUGAGGCAGAGAGAGAUUAAAGUAUAUAUUAGACAUUCCUACCAGCCAUUUAAAAUAACACUAUUUGUUGGUGAUUACCAGUAAGCAUCAUUGUAGUAGUGGGUCUUGAGAAGGAGAAAUAGCAUCAAAGAUUAUGGGAAUUCCCUAGGAAAACACAGCUAUGCCAAACCACUAUUGAGCACAGACUAUUCUUUGAGAGAGACUCGCACUGGGUAAUCCAAAAUCUGUUCAAGUCAGUCUUGCACUCUGUACUCAUGCACUUUCCCCUUGAGUACAGAACUGGACUCGUGCUGCCUAAUUGGUUUAAAAGCCCCUUUUCCAAAUGUGAUGAAUUUGGUAAUAAACAAUCUGAGGGAAAUUAUUUUUCUUCUUUUCUCCAGAACUUUAGAGCCAAAAUUUUGGUAUACAGUACUUAAAACCACUCAGAUUUCUUCAGUUACCACCUACAAUUAUUUGAACACUUAUUGUGAAUUUAGUUUUUUUCCCAAGGAGUAUAUUAUGCUCUUCCUGCAUAUCACAUAGAGGUGAGGAGGGAAUGAGUGUUUAAAGUUUCUCUAUAAUAUUUGACCAUAGAAGCUGCUUUAGCAUGAAAGGUGCAAUUUAUAUCUCAAAUGUUCAUCUGACAAUUCACAGCAGAUGUCAGGAAAUUUUCUAUCAGCCUAUAAAGCUUUUUCAAAUAGAGAGAACCAGGCAUAUCUGUAGCACUAUAUAAACAAUACAAAAGUAUUAAUAAUAAUGGUUUAAGUGUUCCACAAAGUUUGCAACACCUUGCAUAUUAGCCCAAAAUUAUUUUUCUUCCACCUGGAAAACUGGAGAGCUCAAUUACAUUUUAGAGGGCAAUAAUUCUUGAAAAUUUUGCAAGCCCUCUACAAUAAACUGUGUUAAACAUAAGUUAGCCAUGGGCUACACUAGAUUAUACUGAUGUGUAACCCAUAGUUACACGUCCAACUAGCAGAAAUUCGAUCUGGCAUAAAGAGUGUAUGAUGCAUAGUGCAUGCAAUGCCUGCUACAGUAGGAUUUGGAAUUGUUUUGGCAGCAGAGGUGUUACAGCAAGUCACACACCACUUAGAUUAAUUGAGAGCAUCCUUGAGGCAUCAUCUGGCAGCAGGUUUCCCAUUGCACUCAGGAACCAUGGCAAUGCGCACAGGAAUGAUACUGAGGUAAAUAGCUAAAUUGCCAACCAGCAUCUAAAACCGCCCUUCCCUUGCAAAAGCACCUAGGAUGAACUGGGGUGCAACUACUAGCUCCACUUUCUAGGGCUGAAUCCUUCAUGGGGGCACAGCAAUGGGAGAGAACGGCACAGCCUGUUUCAAAGUCUGGGGAAGGAAGAUAUGGAAUGCUACCACAGAAAGGCUGCAUUCCAGAUGUUUAACAAAAAUAAAGCCCUUGAUCAACAAAUACUAAAUCGCAGAAUGCUUCAAACCAAGAAGCUAUCAAUGUACCUCAAGUUUAGCAUUUCCUCUGACCCACUUCUAACCCAAUCACAUGCUGCCAGAGUCACCUGGUUGGUUGUCUGUUGACUGUUAUAGCUAUCCCAGAAUACCUUGCUAUGGAAAACUGAUGCAGGCUUCCACACCCAGUACACAGGUGCUUCUGUUUUACUUCAUGGGCCUCAUUCAGGUCAGGCAGUGCCAAACUGAGACUCCUGCAGAAUCCUUAUUUAUACAAAUGAAGGCAAGAACUCACUAUUCUAGUUGUUUCAAUAUUCUUCUGCUUAGAGUCUCUCAUUCCCGCUCCCCUUUCACUUCUCUUCACUAACCCUUUUCUGCCCUGCCCCCAACAGACCUUAAUGAUGGAGGUCUUCAUUCUAGUUAAAGAAGGCUGAACAUAGUUCUCUGGGGGCCAUCUUAGCACAACUUUGAGCACUGAUGAAUCUUGAUGGGAGGCAAUCCCUGCUGGCCUAAUAGCAAAGGACCUUUUCCCUGUGUAUUAAAUGACAUCAUGUAAAAUCCUGGCCCAAAGGAAGUCAGUGAUAACACUCUAAUUGCUUUCUAUGGGGCCUUAGACUUCCCUCUCCUACCACAUUGUCAGUCACGUCUCCCAACAGGUUCCUGCUGACCUCUCCACAUCUGCCUUUUUUAGGGGGCACUGUGAUAUAUUCUGUGCUGGCCUAGGGGCAGCGUCUUGUAUUGAUUGUACCAGCUUUGGAUCACUAUGGCCGAGAUUCAUAAAGGUACUUAGGCCCCUACCUCCCUUUGUGCUACUGGGCCUAUACUGUUCAAUGGGCCAUGGUACGCACACAGAACAAAGACACAAAUCAGUGCCAUAUGUUCAAGUGAUGUGGGAUUAAUUUCGUUAAUAUAAAUUACAUUUUGUAGAAAUAUGUUUAGGCCUUGCCAUUUCUGCAUAGAGUAAAUAUUACUGCUGUGUGAUGGCGUUACUUUUGUGUCUUAGAAACUGGUGCUUCAUGCAAUGAGGUAGGCAGUUAAACAGUGUAGGGACACUUUACCCUGUACUGCUCUUUUUACGUCUUUCUCUGGGGGACUGAAAAAAAUAGCUGUUUUGUUAAGUUUGUCAGUGAUGUCUGCUAACCUUUAUGGAUUCCCAAGAGGUGGGUUCUAUUUAUUGAGUACGUAGCAAUAUAAGAUAACAGAUGUUAUUCACUACUUCUUUUGAAAUAUGCAUUAAAAUUUAAAUGAUCACC